GAGCUGUCAUGGUUCGUGUGGCAGCACUGGAGUUGACGGGGAUUCCUCUGUUUACCUGUCUGUAUACGACCCCUCUUCUCAAGGUGGAAAGCGGCUGGCACCAGGCUUUUUGGUUGUCUGUGGGUGUUAGGAGUUGUCUCGCUAGGCUCCAGCUCAGGCUGAUGCCUGUACCGGCCCUUUCCACUGGGGACCCAGGGACGUUUGGACCCCGCUGUGUUCGCGACAGGAGUGUGGGACUCCCAGAGUCGUCGGCACAAGAGAGUUUGCCAUCCUGUGCUGUGGCUGGGGGUGCAGGGUACCCGGGCCGGGACAGCCUCUGGCAGCCUCGUCCCAUCCUGCUUGUAGCCUGCUUGGGGGACCGAUGUUGCUUUACCUGGGGAGAGUUUCGGGCUAGGUGUUGUUGCCCUGCCUCACCGGCACUUAUCUCUAUUCCGGGGUGCCCUACGGGGGACACUACCUUACGGCUCAGCUGUGAGCCAGGGGCAAUGCGGGGCGCGCAAGGCUGUCCGAGGAGGGUGUCCUUUUUGGAGCUCAAAGAUGUCCUUGCACGAACUGGGAGUCCGUCGGGGCUGGCUGAGAGUAGUCCCUUUCCCCUCCCCGGGCAGAGGGCCUGCGGGGCAGCGGUCUCGGUGGCCUGCUGGGCCAUUAGCCGGCAGGAACCCGGCUCUCUUCGUUCGAGAGCCUGAAUUAGCAGGAGUGAAACACUUUAGCGGCAUCUAUUAUUAAUACCUCCGCUAAAGCUCACAGACAAAAAUAGCUGCCUGUAACGUACAAUGACCUACAUCACACUGCAGAGAGGGAGGCAGAGAGCGGGAGGGGGAGCGGGGGGGGGGGAGGGGGGAGGACAAAACUGGCGAGAUCUCAAAGGGCAGAGGCACCAUUCAACGAAAAAUAACAACAGGAGAAGCCCCCUCCGGCCCCGUGGGCUCUGUGGGGAGGAGCGGGGCGCGGUCCCCGGCCCCGGCGGCGGGGACUGCCGUUCCCCGCCCCAUCUCCUCCGGGGAGGCUGCUUGGCUCCCGCCCAGCCCCUGGCACACAGACGCGUGCUAGAGGAUGAAGUCUACGACGAGGACGGGAAUACUCUGCAGGACUUCGCCUAUGACCACGAACCCCUCGGCAUAGCGAAUCCGUCCUCCAUGAUCGGCGAGAUGUACACCUUGUAUUACCCGCCGGAAAAGAGGCACGCCGAUGGGAUCUUCAACAAAGCCUACAGGAAACUCCUGGGCCAGUUAUCCGCCAGGAAAUAUCUGCACUCCCUAAUGGCCAAGCGGGUCGGCGGUGCCAGCGGCGGCCUGGGGGACGAGUCGGAACCGCUGACCAAGCGGCACAUAGACGGCAUCUUCACGGACAGCUACAGCCGCUACCGGAAACAAAUGGCUGUCAAGAAAUACUUAGCAGCUGUCCUGGGGAAAAGGUAUAAACAAAGAGUUAAAAACAAAGGACGCCGAGUAGCGUAUUUGUAGCGAUGAGUAACCAGCCACUCCUGUGUAUACAAAGUCCUGAGAGAGAGAGAGAGAGAGAGAGAAAGAGAGAGAGAGAGAAACCCAACAACAACAAAAAAAUAUAAACAAAAAAGUCAUUUACAAACUGACUGAACAAUCACCGCUCCUGUGUUAUCUAAACAUGUAUUUAUGUAUGAAGUAAAGCCAUUAAAUGAAUAUUUUGAUAAUAA
Columba livia (rock pigeon) is the source of this 1672-nucleotide messenger RNA. It is a transcript of the gene ADCYAP1, whose product is annotated as adenylate cyclase activating polypeptide 1. The transcript has 4 exons. The record is from RefSeq and is a predicted model, not a curated record. Gene Ontology annotation, molecular function: neuropeptide hormone activity; peptide hormone receptor binding; pituitary adenylate cyclase activating polypeptide activity. Gene Ontology annotation, biological process: positive regulation of ERK1 and ERK2 cascade; positive regulation of protein kinase activity; adenylate cyclase-activating G protein-coupled receptor signaling pathway. NCBI's taxonomy places the organism in Eukaryota, Metazoa, Chordata, Aves, Columbiformes, Columbidae. Gene Ontology annotation, cellular component: neuron projection; perikaryon; extracellular region. The coding region runs from base 774 to 1463 and encodes 229 amino acids.